Molecule: messenger RNA, 7223 nt
Organism: Dunckerocampus dactyliophorus (ringed pipefish)
Lineage: Eukaryota; Metazoa; Chordata; Actinopteri; Syngnathiformes; Syngnathidae
Gene: arhgef5
Product: Rho guanine nucleotide exchange factor (GEF) 5
Exons: 15
Coding region: 1758-6683 (1641 amino acids)
Biological process (GO): intracellular signal transduction; activation of GTPase activity
Cellular component (GO): nucleus; cytoplasm
Molecular function (GO): protein binding; guanyl-nucleotide exchange factor activity
Source: RefSeq, a predicted model, not a curated record
AAUAUUUUUCUCCUAAACGUUUGAACAACAAAGACUAUAAAUGGCGAUAAGUAUGUGAUUAUUACGAUUAGAACUAUAUUUUCAACAACACUUCAAAAUGGCCUGUUGAAUGUUCUCUCUGUGGCAGUUAAUAUUGUUCUUCAUGGGGUUAUUUUCAAUUGCUUGGACUACAAUGAAUCAACACAUACUGUAGUAACUUUGAAGCAAUACUGUAGUCAAGUCACGUCAACUUUAUUUUUAUAGCACAUUUGAAAACAACGAGGCUUGACCAAAGUGCUGCACAAGCUAUGUAGACAAUGAGACAAAUAAAAUCCAGCAAUAUAUAAAUAACCACACAUAGACAGCGAGUUUAGCUAAAAACUAUAAAACAUACAAAAUAAAAUUAUUAUGCUUGUUCAGUCUUUGUUGAAUGCCAGUGAAAGAGGUAGGUUUUCAGCAACAGCAUUGUAUUGCAUUUCUUUUCAUUAAAAGCAAUUUCGUUGCCUGUUUCAGAUUGUUGGGCUCAUUAGACUUUGGUCAGACUGCCUGAAUUAAUGCAGUUUUAUGCUACCACAAUAAGAACAUCAAGAUUAGGAUGAUAAGCAAAUACUGAUCAGUUGGCCUUUUGCAAAACAAGAUUAGCCUUUUGUGUUUUUGUGUGUAUCUUGAAAGGCACUGGUCUUGCAUUGCAUGACCAUUGUUGUCCUGAUCAAGAGGACGACCCAUCCGGAUAACGCAGAUGACAAAGAGGUCAGUUUGCAUUACAAAUGUUCCCAAACUAAAAUUACCAUAUGAGCCCCUUCUUGAUGCAUUUCCUUGGAGGAAGAAGGCUGCUAAAAAUGGCAGUUUCUCAAUCCAGUCUGCCAAGAUCCAGUUUGGAAAUGAGGAAUGUACAGUGGACUUGGGAAAUUUAUGAGUACAUAGAAUUAAACAAACAUAGCCUUCUAUAAUACAAACUGUCCAUUUGAACAGAAUGGUUUGAAUCACUUGAAGUUCAAUUUGUUGUUAUUGUUGCUUCUUUCUCCACCUGCAAAAUCUGUUUGAAGUAAUUAUUUAAAAAAAAAACCUUUCUAGUCCUGUACACUCAAGGCAAGCUAUUUUUAUUUAGGCCUCGUUCUCCCCUCCCCCCAAUCUCCCGUCUAUUAUCAACUCACCUGGCUGUGUGUCUGUGUGUUGUGCGGCCACACCCGGCUAGUCGGUAUUAACCAAUCAGCUUCUCCAAGAGCGUGAAACACCAAGGAGGUGUACUUCCUGUGUUUGGUGAGAGAAGAAUGGGCCAGGACGGUCUUAAACCGACGGCUUGAGUAUUUUUCUUCCAGGGGGUUUCACACUGCAGCUUGGUAGGCGAAGGGGAGGGAAGAGUGGACAAGACCCUGCAGACUUUUUGCUUGAUUUAUGAGAGAGCUGUUCAGUGAGAGCACAUACUUUAGAGGACAAGGCACGGGGGUGAAGGAGGUGGAGGAGGGGAAAAGAUAAGUGUCAAUCUGUUGAGACUUGCUUGGGAAUUUGAAGAAGGAAGGAGAGAGGUGGAGAGAGCAGCUAUCGAGAGUGGAAAGUGAGGAGAGCUCAGGCGUAAACAUUAGGCUUUUUCACCAGCGCUAGCUUCAUUUUGAAACACAUUUGGAAUGUAGCAAUAUGUCACCUAUGACAAUGUGAAAGCAGAGAAUGCAUACUUGUGUGUUGUGCAAUCCCAUGCUUGAGAGCUGAGCUGGACAAGGAGGCGGGAGAGGCCAGCUCUCCCCACAACUUCACAUUUAGGUUUUCCAAAUUAUGCUACCAUGGGGACCAAAAGGCCAAGCUGCACCCUCUUCGACUCUUUCUUAAACAUAAACACGCCUGACCGCAAGCUUCAGCCAGGUGGAAGACACUCCAUGGACCCCAGUCCCAGGCCAGCCAUGACUGCUCAGUCAGAGCGGGAAAGUAACCGAAAGGAAGAGUUACGGAGGGAUCGGGAACAGGAGAAAAUGAGAGACAAAUCCAGAUACAAAGAUACGGACCCACGGGAGAGGCACUAUGAGCGAGACAGAGGCCCCUCGUCCAGACCAUGGGAGGCUGAGCGGGAGUGGAGGGGCAAGAGGCAAGAGGAUGACAGGAGAAAUGGAAGGUUACUGUCUAAUGUGGAAAGGGAAUUUGAGAGGGAGAUGGAGCGGGGGAUGAAAAAAGGCGACACGUUUCCCAGGAUGCGAAGAAGAAGCGGUGAAAGGGAUGAAAGCCGUGAGCACAGGCGCCAAAGAGACAGACCAAGCAGGAUGGAGACAGACGGCAGGGAGCGGGAAAGAGAGCAAGUUUGGCUGAGGGAAAGGGGAAGAGAAAGCGACAAUGUCCGUAGACGGGCAAAAGAAGAUGGGAGAAACUAUGAGAAAUCCAGGCAAAGAUAUCAAGAGUCCAAUGCUGCUCUCCGAGACAACAGGAGAGACUUUGAAAUGGGAGGCAAAAGAACCAGGACACCAUCCCCACGCAGUCAGAGACAGAGGGAGAUUCAUCCGGAUAGGAAGGAGCGGGAGAGGACCCACAGGAGAGGUGGAGGGACGAGGAGUGAGGGAGACGACUACGAGCGGGAGAUGAGGCGGGACAGAGCAAGGGACAACAGAGAGCGAGACGAGUUGACAUAUCAACAUAGCAGAAGUGAGGGGGACAGCAAGAGCAGGGACCUGCAGGGACGCAGAGAAGCAGACAGAGCUAGGCGGGGGGAGGAGAGGGAGCCAUAUGGGGACGGGAGAGGAUGGUCGAGUGACAAGAAAGAGAAGGAGCGCCGCAGAGUGAAUGAGCCCAGGAAGGAAAGGCAAAGACAGGAAAGAGAGGCUGACCGUAGGUGGAAUGACACAACCCUCAAGGAGGCGGCCCCUAGGGCUCCGCCGAGAGCUCAGAGCAGCGGUGAGUGGAGCAGCGACAUGGACAAUGACACUAGACGCACGCCGGGCAGAGACAACUAUGAAGGGGAAGGGGCGAGCGAGCGGGAUGACAGGAAGAGUGCGCAGAGGGCAAAGAGAGAGCAAAGGAGAAGUGAGAAAGAGAUGGCAGCCACCGAGCAGAGACGGAUGUGGUUAGAACCACAGAGGAGCUAUAAUAGCAAAGAGUCCUCUGUGGAGGAUGACUUAGACAGAGAGCGGAAGGAAGAAGAAGAAAAAGAGGGAGAAGCACAGAGGGGACACGUUGAAAGUUGGAGACAUGAGCACAGGAGGGGCAAAGACAGAGAGGAGGUGAAUGUAGACCAAGGGGAGCAGGUCCAGGGGGAGUCAGAGAAGCGUGAAAAUGAAUGGAAGAUUGGAGGUAGCUGGAGGAGAGAUGCAGAGGACAACAGUGAGGAGAGUGACAGAGAGAACGAGGCCGGGAGCGAAGGAGGAAGUGAGGCAGGGUGGAGGCAAGACAGAGUGCCCUCGGCAGAGGACGGCUUUGUGACUGUAUCCAGUGGCGGAGACGAUGAGGACGAGCGAGAGGAGUUUGUGGACUGUCAGGACUUUUGGGAGGGCGGGGAUGCGAGCAACGCCCCUUCCUCUGAUGGGUGGACAAAGGAGGACUAUGCUAAUGAGGAGGAGCUAGAAGGGAGGGAAAAGAAGCCGAAGUACGUCUUCUGCGUGAUCGGGCAAACGCGAGCGAAGCCUGAUGGGAUGUCACCGUCACAAGCUGAGCGCAUGGACGACGAGGAAAGGGACAACCUCCUUUCAGAAAGUCUUCAUCAUAGCGGAGAUGAUGUCAGCCUGCAACCUCCACAUGACCUGCACCUGACACAGAGGAGGAGUGACGAAUACCUAUUGAACAGCAACAAGGAGGCUGACAGGGACAGCAACAAGUGUACGGAGACUCCUGCUGCUGGAUAUCUUCCAGACCAGGAUCCCAGAAUGAAAGCCAGGAAAGUGGAGCACCCCUAUGCUGAGAUUGGGCCCAUGAAAAGAGACUCUCGGACUGAAAAGCUCCUCAUGGAGUGGAGGGAGAGGAAUAAACAAAUGGCCGAGAGGGAUCGACACUCGCCUCUCCCGAGUAAUCCUUAUGCUGACGUUUACUCUCAGGUGACUUUUGAGCAAAUUCUCCCCGCCUUGGAAGGUAUUAAUAUUGAAGCCAUGAGCCCAGAGGAGAAGGAAGCCAUUCGGAUCCGAAUGAGCGGCGCCUGGAGCAUGUCUGAGGAGCCUAAGCGGCAUUCCCAAGCCCCACAUCUUAAGUGGGCUAAAAGUGUGGUGCGGGAGAUCCUUGGACACUCAGGGGAAGAUGUGAUAGAUGACCCCAGCUCAGGCGUACAAGGCCUCACCCAACCUGAGGAGAGCCAAGUGGACGAGGUCACACAGGAGACUGCGGAGAUGCAUUUCGAUAGCUCACACUCGGAGCAAGAGCCGGAGGACGAAGAGCCGGAGGUGGAAGGGUUGAGAGGUACGGGGCAGGGCCGACGACACAUGCAUGCUGACCAGCUCUCAGCCAUGCAUGCUGACACAUCUGCAUACACUCACUCUGACACAUUGCUAGACACUGAGAGGAAGGAGGAUCACAACCCGGAGACGGAUAAAGACACUGAGCCUGAUAUCCACUCUGAGGAGGUAGUCAUAGAUGUGAAAAUGACUGAGGAGACAGACGAUGAGGUUAAGAAAGCCGAGACAGAUAAAGAAGCAAGCAGACAGAAGGAAGUGGAGAUGUAUUUGUGUGUGAGCAACACGCUGUAUAAGCCUAGCAGCUGCCCCAUUCUCAACUAUGAGUCUCAGCCGGAUCUCCUCAUCCCCUCCACAGAGGGCCCUGAUGAUGAGGAGGAGGCAGAAGGAGAAGAAAAGCAGGAUGAGGGGAGUGAGUGUAGCUUAGAGUCAGAAUCUGACGGGGAUAGCGCAGACGGAGCAGAGCCGACGGCCAGAACACUGGGAGGUGGGACUCUAACGAGCACCUGCAGUUUCCGAGAUUUGGGUCCCCAGGCUCGUUUGAGGAGACGGGGGAUCCGUAAAACCACUGAGAGAAGAAACGAGGAGCUUGUAGAGGUGGAAGAGGAGGUGGAGGAGGAGGAAGGUGUUGCAAGGGAUCGCAGAACUCGAAUAUUCACUACAACAGACGAUGGGGAUGACCGCUGUAAAAGCUGGGGAGAGGUGGAGCUGAGGAAUGUUUUGGACACAAUCGGAAGACGAAGAAGGAACUCAAAGUUUUUCAAUGCGGCACAACUCUACCAGCAGUACAGCGAGGCGGCCCAGAACUUUGAGAUCCUGAGCCAGUCUCGCUCUUCCGAUGUCAUCUCGGUCAGUGAGGACAGUUCGGCCUCUCCGGCUCCGUCGCCGCCUCUGGCCCGCAGGCCUCUCCCGCUGCCCCCCGUCCCGCACCCCCACUCCUUGGCCCACACAGGCUCCAUCACCAGUGUCAGAAGUUUGCCUCUGCCGGAGCAGCCCAAGAAUGAGGGCAGACCUUCCUCCCCGCGGCUCUCCAUUUCGCUCACACAGUCGUCCACGCUGUGGCGAGAGCUGCCAGGUGUCAGGAACAGCAGCGAGCUGGAGGACCUCACGGAAGACGAGAGGCGCCUGCAGGAGGUGCGAUUUGAAGUGGUGACCUCUGAGGCGUCCUACUGCCGCAGUCUGGACAUCGUUGUCGAGCAUUUUGUUAAGUCCAAACAGCUGGGGGCGCUGUUGACCACCCAGGAUCGGAACUGGCUGUUUUCUCGUCUGGCUGACGUCCGUGCCAUCAGCCACAGCUUCUUAUCAAAGCUGGAGGAGCGUCUCGAGUCGGACAUCAUGCACUUUACAGUGUGUGACAUCAUUGCUCGCCAAUGUCAGCGCUUCAGGCUGGUUUAUGUACCCUACCUCACCAACCAGUCCUAUCAGGACACCACCUACCAGAGACUCAUGAAUGAGAAUCAAGGCUUCAAACGCAUUGUCGAAAAGUUAGAGAGGAGUCCCGUUUGUCAAAGACUUCCUCUUCGUUCCUUCCUCGUCCUGCCAUUCCAAAGAAUUACAAGAAUUAAGCUGCUGGUCCAGAACAUUGUGAAGAGAACAACCCCUGGUACUGCAGAUGCGAUGCAAGCCAUUAAAGCCCUGAAACUUCUAGAGAAGCUGAUCCAAGAAAGCAAUGACAGCAUCUCUCAAAUGAAAAGCAUUGAGUCAUUGGUGGCGCUAAGCUCGAAAGUGGACUUUGAGUGCAGGACUCUUCCUCUCGUCAGUCAAUCUCGGAGGUUGGUGCGAGAAGGACCAGUCACCGAACUGAUGGACUUUUCCCUAAAAGACACAGAGAGGAAUAUUUACAUGCACUUAUUCAACGACUACCUGCUGCUCUCACAACAAAAAGAAAGUGGGAGGUACACGGUGAUAGACCACGCCCCCGUGGCAGAACUGCGUGCGGAGAACUGCCGCGUCAAACUUCAUUCCCUGCAGAAGAAUCUGUUCAGGCUGCACAUGUCGCACAAGUCGCUGCUGCUGAGGACUGACACACAGAGUGAUAAGCUACGCUGGAUAUCUGCACUUUCCCGGCCUCAUGCUGAAAUUGAUUUUUCUUCCGCGCAAGAUUUCCCACAGAUGCAGUGUAUCAGAGCCUUCGUCGCCCAGCAGCCCGAUGAGAUGUCUUUAGAAAAAGCUGAUAUCAUACUGGUGCACCAGCAAAGCAGCGACCAUUGGGUAGAGGGCACCAGACUGUCCGAUCGGCAUCGUGGAUGGGUGCAAGAGCUGCAUUUGGAGUUGAUUAGCAACUCCAGAGUCCAACAGCGCAACCUAUCGGAUGCCCUCAAACUCACCACAGCCACAGCUGCAGUAUGAGCAGGACUAAAAAGCCACUCACAGACAUCCAGAUUGAAAUGAAAAGACUUCCCGAGCAUGAUAUGCUUCACAGCUCCAGCUGGACAGAGUGGAGAGUGAACAUCCACGUCUGCUAAUGGGGAUUUAUGCCCUGCAGAAAACCACAAUAUAUGCUGGCUUUGGAGCAAUGCAUACCUGAAUGAGGGCUCUUCACAAGUGUGUGCCUAUAAUAUGUGUUUUAAAGAGUAAAGCAUAUUGCAUUUGUAUAUUGAGUAGGAUGGAAAAUAUUACUUUAAGAUGAAUGUUUUACUGCAACAUGAGUCCCUGCAUGCAGGAGACCUGACUGGGUGCAACUUCUCACAUGUACAGAAUGUUUAGGUUACACAGUGAAUAUGUUUCAAUAAAUUCAGCACAUUUAAAUACUGUGCAUCAUACUGAAGGUUUUUUUGUCAUGGCUAUUAUGUGAUCCAGUACAAUAACUGGAUCAGAAAUGCCUUUACAAAGAUUUGUUGCAAUACUGUACAGUCACACCAAUAAACAUGAGCCACAAGAUUCAUGAUA